CUCGGGAUGUUGGACCUGGCGGACGAGGAGGUGGUGCGCACGCUGCUCGGACACCUUCCGGUGGGGCACGUGAACGAGCGUAGCGCCAUCAAAACGCAGCACGAGAAGCAACACAGAAGGUGGUUUCAGCUCUUAAGCGCUGGUUUCAACGUUUUGCUGUACGGUUUCGGGUCUAAGAAGGCGUUGAUGGAGGAUUUCGAGAGGCGAUACUUUCUCGACGGCGGCGUCAUCGUCGUCAACGGUUUCUUCCCUUCGCUCACGCCUAAGCAAGUCGUCGCCGCGGCGGCGGCGGCGCUGUCGGAUGAAAGCACCGAAGUAGGCGCGAAUGCGCCCACUGAAGUGCUUCUCGCGCAGAUUCAAAGUGCGACGCGCGGAUCACCGACGUGCGAACCCAGGCGUCUUUACAUCGUCUUGCACAACAUCGACGGUCCGCAGUUGCGCACGAGCGAGGCGCAGGCGCUUCUUGGCGAGCUUGCGUCCAUGGAUCGCGUGCACCUCAUAGCAAGCAUCGACCACAUCAACGCACCGUUGCUCUGGAGCAAACGCGAAGCGGCGCGUUUCAAUUGGGUGUGGCAAGAGGCGGCGACGUUUGCGCCGUACGCGCUCGAGACGGCGAAUCUUCCGCAACUCCUCGCGUCCAAGGGCGAAGAGCGUCACGUCAGAGGCGCCGCCAACGUCUUGCGUUCGCUCACGCCGAACGGGCGCGCCAUUUUCCGCCUUCUCGCCGAGCACCAGCUCGAAAACGAAGACUCCCAAGGCCGUCCUCUCGACGUCUUUUACGCCGCCUGUCGCGAGCAAUUUCUCGUCUCCUCCGAAGUCACCCUGCGCGCGCACCUCACCGAGUUCACCGACCACGAGCUCGUCCGCAGCAAGCGCGGUCACGACGGUCGAGAUUUACUCUCCAUUCCCCUCCACGCCGACGCCUUGAAAGAGCUCUUAGCCGCCUUA
Molecule: messenger RNA, 948 nt
Organism: Ostreococcus lucimarinus CCE9901
Lineage: Eukaryota; Viridiplantae; Chlorophyta; Mamiellophyceae; Mamiellales; Bathycoccaceae
Exons: 1
Biological process (GO): DNA replication
Cellular component (GO): nucleus; nuclear origin of replication recognition complex
Molecular function (GO): DNA replication origin binding
Source: RefSeq, a predicted model, not a curated record